Molecule: messenger RNA, 4804 nt
Organism: Cuscuta campestris
Lineage: Eukaryota; Viridiplantae; Streptophyta; Magnoliopsida; Solanales; Convolvulaceae
Source: the annotation of a GenBank genome assembly
ACAGUGAAAAAAAAUUAGAUCAAUUCUUGUUCUUCUUCUUUUAAAAUUGAAUUGUAUCGAAAUUUCCCGUAUGGUCAGUUUGUUCAUCCGUUCUCUUAUUGCAUGUUUCAAGUUUAAUUUUAACCACACUCUUGAUUUUAAAGAUCAGGAUGUUUUAAAUUUUCUUUGAAUGUUCAUUUGGGAGUGCUUCUGUUCUUAGUUAUUUUUUAGGUGAGUUCCUAUUUUGGGUUUCUAUUUGGUUUUGAUACAUCGAAGGGAUGAGUAUUGAUUCAGAAUUGAUACAUGUCAAUUAAAAAAACUUUCCAGACUACAAUUAUCUGAUCCAUGGCUAUUUUGAUCUCUUUCUAACUUUUUUUUAAUUUGAAUUUAAUUGAGUAGAUUUCUUUUUUGAGAUUUUUUGCACUAAAGUAAUUCACCUUGAAUGUUGCAAACUUUUGGUUGUGCAAGUUGGUAAGCGUUAUCUAGAUGCCAUGGCUCUUGUUCAGCAGUGUGAGAACUUUAUCGAUGCCUGUAUGCCAGUAAACUUGCCGCAAAGACAUCAACUGCACCGAUCUCAACAACCAACUUGUGCUGAUCUCACAGAAAAAUCCGAAGGCGUGGGCAGUCAAGAUGAGAAAAAAACAAAAGAUUGACUGAACUGAAGCCUUAAGAAGCACUUGCAGCCUGCUCCUGUACAAACACCUACCUAAUACUCACACCGUUUUUCAAACUUCGAAUAGAAGUGGUGUGAAGGCAAAAAAUAAUGCAUGCUCGCCCUCUCAAACAUUUUCCCAAUCUUCUUUUCUCAACUCAUGAGAGAAAACACAGUAAUGCAAAUGCCAAUAGGCAACAAUGUAUCCCUUUAUUUACUACGGAGUUUGAAACAGUUUUUGGCUUUUGAUCAUCUCGAUUUUGACUUUUUGAGCCCGUGCAAUUCUUUUUCGUUGAAAUCGGAGCCAGUUGGCUGGAGGAUUUAUCGUGACUGGAGACGGAUCUGCUUCGUCUCAUGACGGAGUGCCGAUUAUCAAUUUAGACAUUGUUCAAUAAUCAUUACUGCCUUGGAGAAGGUAGGAUAUGCAUCUUGCAGCAGGAUAGGCUCAUCAAAUGGUGUGGAGUUUCCACUGCAUUGGUGCAGUAGUAAGUGCUUACUAACUGUGCAGAUUGUUAUAUUUGACAACGUUGGCUGACACAGAUUGUCUGGAUGCGAUGAAAAAUUAGAAUGUGAAAGUAAGUUUCUGAUUAUUUACAAGUAUCAUCAUCUCUCCAUUGAUGAGAGGGAUUUGCCUCUUUUCACCAUGCGAUGUACUCAUGGAUUACCCUUCUUCACACUACCCCUUGUACUCCUCAUCUUCUCAUUUGUGCUCCGUCUCUUCCAUCCCCUUCUAUUUGUUCACUACCCUGAAAGCGCUCGGGAUCAACCCUUGUCUCGUUCUACAUUAAAACCCAAGGAUGUAGGCCACAACCACCACGAGGUUCAAAAGCGGGAAUCUUCAUCACGGAAUAAUUAUAUUGUUCGAUUCACUAAAUACUUGAAAUCUGAAUAUCAUCGGACAUAUCUGCAAGGUAACGUGAAAUUGAAUGGUUGGGAAUGGAUAGAAAGGAAGAACCCUGCGUCUCGGUUUCCAACAGAUUUUGCAGUGGUGGCAAUUGAGGAAUCAAUGAUAGAACUUUUGAUUGAUGAGUUCACAAAAUUAAAGUUUGUGAAAGACGUUUCAUUAGAUUUGAGUUAUCAAAGAGGAGUUCUUGCAAAAAAGAAUGACAGAAUUGGGGGUUUUUUUGACGGAAAGAAGAGACCAGGAAAAAUUUUCACUUCGAUGUCUUUCACCGAAGGAGAGCAAAAUGAAGGAAAGAGAAAUGUAAUAUCUAACACAAGCAAUAUGGAAAUCAGCUGGAAGAGGGAGCUAUUGAUGCAGAAGUCUCAAGUUACCUCCCUGUUUAGUGCAGAAGCACUUUGGUCAAAAGGAUACACCGGCGCUAAAGUUAAAAUGGCUAUUUUUGACACAGGCAUUCGAUCAGAUCAUCCUCAUUUUCGUAAUAUCAAGGAGCGUACAAAUUGGACCAAUGAAGAUACACUUAAUGACAAUCUAGGACAUGGGACAUUUGUAGCAGGGGUUAUUGCUGGACAAGAUUCAGAGUGUCUUGGUUUUGCCCCAGACACAGAGAUCUAUGCUUUUAGAGUAUUCACUGAUGCACAGGUAUCAUAUACUUCAUGGUUUCUUGAUGCAUUCAACUAUGCAAUUGCAACCAACAUGGAUGUGUUGAAUUUGAGCAUAGGUGGACCUGAUUAUAUGGAUCUUCCAUUUGUGGAGAAGGUUUGGGAGAUAACAGCAAAUAAUAUUAUCAUGGUUUCGGCAAUUGGGAAUGAUGGACCACUUUACGGGACACUGAACAAUCCAGCAGAUCAAAGUGAUGUUAUUGGUGUUGGUGGAAUCGAUUACAAUGAUCAUAUAGCAUCAUUCUCAUCACGUGGCAUGAGUACAUGGGAGAUUCCUCAUGGGUAGUGUAUUCAUGUUCUGUUUUCCAUUGAUGUUUUUUCAUAUUUGGAGUUACAUUACGUGAGUUAUAACACUCCAAAAAAUUACUUUGUGGUAUUUGUGUUUCUUUCAUCAGUAAUUUUGCAUAAAAAACCCCUCCAUUAAGGAUAUGAUUAGGGUGAAUGAAAGAGGAAAGUGAGCUAUAAGGUCGGUUUAUUACUACUUUUGUUUGCUUUGCAGUUAUGGCCGCAUGAAACCUGAUAUUGUUGCUUAUGGACGUGAUAUUAUGGGAUCCAAGAUCAGCACAGGUUGCAAAAGCUUGUCUGGUACUAGUGUUGCGAGUCCUGUGGUGGCUGGAAUUGUAUGCCUUCUUGUCAGUGUCAUUCCUGAAAGCAAGCGGAAGAACAUGUUAAAUCCAGCGAGUGUGAAACAGUCACUGGUUGAGGGAGCUGCAAAGCUUCUCGGCCCUAACAUGUAUGAGCAGGGUGCAGGCAGGGUCAAUUUAUUGGAGUCUUUUGAGAUUCUAAAAAACUAUGAACCUCGAGCAAGCAUCUUUCCCAGUGUUCUUGAUUACAGAGAUUGUCCUUAUUCUUGGCCAUUUUGCUUCCAACCACUCUAUGCUGGUGCCAUGCCAGUUAUUUUUAAUGCUACCAUUUUAAAUGGAAUGGGUGUUCUUGGUUAUGUUGAAAGCCCACCGACAUGGAAUCCCUCGGAUGAGGAGGGCAAUCUUCUUAGUAUACACUUCACCUAUUCUGGUGUUAUUUGGCCAUGGACGGGAUAUCUGGCUCUUCACAUGCAAAUUAAGGAAGAGGGAGCUAAAUUUUCGGGGGAUAUUGAAGGAAAUGUUACUGUUAAGGUAUAUAGCCCUCCUGCUCCAGGGGAAAAAUCUCGCCGAAGUACAUGUAUCCUUAUGUUAAGAGUGAAAGUGGUUCCUACCCCACCAAGAGAAGCUCGGGUUUUAUGGGAUCAGUUUCAUAGUAUCAAGUACCCUCCUGGCUAUAUACCAAGAGACUCUUUGGAUGUUAGGAACGACAUCCUUGACUGGCAUGGAGAUCAUCUUCAUACAAACUUCCAUAUUAUGUUUGACAUGCUAAGGGAUGGGGGGUAUUAUGUUGAAACACUUGGAUCCCCUCUUACAUGCUUUGAUGCACGACACUACGGGACUCUUCUCCUUGUGGAUCUUGAGGAUGAGUACUUUGGUGAAGAGAUCAAGAAGCUCAGGGAUGAUGUCAUCAACACUGGAUUAAGUGUGGUUGUAUUUGCUGAUUGGUAUAAUGUGGAUACAAUGGUGAAGAUGAGAUUCUUUGAUGAUAAUACACGGAGUUGGUGGACCCCUAUAACUGGAGGUGCAAAUGUGCCUGCUUUGAAUGAUCUUUUGGCUCCAUUUGGGAUUGCAUUUGGAGAUAAAAUUCUUAAUGGUGAUUUUGUCAUUGAUGGUGAGCAGAGUCGAUAUGCAUCUGGAACUGACAUUGUCAAGUUUCCUAGAGGUGGAUAUCUACACAGCUUCCCUUUCCUCGAUAGUUCAGAAAGUGGGGCAACUCAGAACGUUCUGUUAUCUGGCACGACCAAGGCAAACACUCCAAUUCUUGGUCUUGUGGAGGCUGGUAAGGGCCGUAUUGCAGCAUAUGGGGACUCAAACUGUUUAGAUAGCAGUCAUAUGGUUACCAAUUGUUAUGGGCUUUUGAAGAAAAUACUAGACUUUGCCGGCAGGGGUGUUAAAGAUCCCAUACUUUUCUCUGAUUCUGUAAGAUUAGAUAAACCAUUAUAUAUAGACGAGAAGCAAUUACCCUCCAGACGAACAGAUGUGAAUUUCUCUACCUAUUCUGCUGUUGUUGGAAAGGAAUUGAUUUGUGGGCAUGACUCUAGGGUUGAAGUGUGGGGAACUAAGGGUUACAAUUUACAUGUUAGAGGAAGAAACCAAAUAUUGCCAGGGCACACAGUUAUUGAUAUGGGUACUGGUUUAAAUUCUACCUCAGAGAGCUCUUGGAUGAAAAUGUCCAACAUGACUAAAAAGAAGGGUGGUUACUCACCAAGAACCAAGGACCCCAAUGGAGAUGAUCAAGAUUUGCAGGUGCCUUUAGCUACCCAUUGGUUUUUGCCUGCGGGUGUUGCAAUUAUUGGGGUGCUGCUACUCUUAAGCCUCUGGCGCGUUCGACAGAAGCGAGGCAAGCGGAGGAAAUCGUCUGGUUCAGGACGCUUUUCUAACAAUGUAUAGAAAUUAAAUGCUCGUAAUUUUUACACUAAUCCGCCGCUCGUAUUGUUUUUCUUAGAGCAUUGUUGUUAUGACACAUAUCAAAGAUUUUUUUUAUUUUAUUGUCACCCUAUGAGAGAGACGACACGCCCACAUUGGG